Messenger RNA from Xenopus laevis (African clawed frog), 1771 nucleotides. It is a transcript of the gene phf1.L, whose product is annotated as PHD finger protein 1 L homeolog. Lineage: Eukaryota; Metazoa; Chordata; Amphibia; Anura; Pipidae. Gene Ontology annotation, cellular component: nucleus. The record is from RefSeq and is marked provisional. Gene Ontology annotation, biological process: negative regulation of gene expression, epigenetic. Gene Ontology annotation, molecular function: chromatin binding; DNA binding.
UUGAUAAGAAUCUUUUUAAAAUGUGAUGGAGGGACGAGAGCCCUCAACCCGACCCAGUCGUACCACACCUGCCAGCCCCAGAGUGACCCCUGCUCUAGUGAAACGGCCACGCUUCCAGACACUGGCUCGUUUUUGGGAAGGUCAGGAUGUCUUGGCACGGUGGACAGAUGGACUGCUUUAUUUGGGAAUAGUUAAAAAGGUAGACAGUGCUCAGGAGACUUGUCUUGUGCGCUUUGAAGAUAAUUCACAGUUUUCAGUACUUUGGAAGGACAUUUUCCCUCCUGCUGUGCCUGGGAAAGAACAGCUGUGCUGUGUGUGCAACUCGCAGACGUGUACCCCAGACAACAAACUGGUUCACUGUGGAAAAUGCAAACACGCAUAUCAUCAAGAAUGCCAUGUUCCUAGUGUCCCAUGCGACACAGACUGUCCUGGAAACUCCUGGAUGUGUCGGCAGUGUGUCUUUGCUGUGGCUACCAAGAGAGGUGGCGCACUCAAGAAGGGUCCCUAUGCACACGCUAUGCUGCAUAUGAAACUGUCUUUACCCUACCAGCUGAAGUCUUUAGAGUGGGACCAACUACACCUAACAAAUAAACAGCAAUGUUACUGCUACUGCGGGGGGCCUGGAGAAUGGAACAUGAAGAUGUUACAGUGCUGCCGUUGUCUCCAGUGGUUUCAUGAGGCUUGUACGCAAUGUCUAAGUAAACCUUUGCUCUAUGGAGACAGGUUUUAUGUUUUUGAGUGCUCAGUCUGUACAAGAGGUCCAGAAAACGCUUGGAGACUUCCUCUUGCAUGGGUUGAUGUAUCACAUCUUGUCUUGUACCACCUCAGUAUUUGUUGUAAAAAGAAAUAUUUUGAUUUUGAGCGUGAAAUUCUUUCCUUCGUCAAUGAAAACUGGGAUAGUUUACUUCUAGGAGAGCUGACAGACACUCCUCGUUCUGAACGGUAUUCUCACCUUCUUCAUGCCCUGACAGCUCAGAAGGAUAGGUUCAUUUCUGGGAAGGAAAUAAAGAAAAAGAAGUGUCUGUUCGGCCUACAGACCCGUGUACCACCUCCUGCCCCACAAAGCACAGAGUCUCAGUUAAGACUGCAAGAAUCUAAGGAUAGAACCUCCACUCCAUGUGUAAGUUCCCUUGUAGGGAGGAUGGGGCUCAUGAGACGCUCCACACACAGGAAGAGGACCCAGAGCAUAGAGAAGCAGACAGGAAGGGAGAGGCAGAAGCUGUGCAAAGCUGUUACCCAGGAUGUUGUGCAGAAUCCAUUUAGCGCUAACCAGGAGUACCAGGGAUAUCGUGGGAGCGCAUACAACUUUAGGCGAACUGGAGCACGCUGUUUGCAGAACCCUCCAAUUAGGAUGUUCGCUUCUUUCCAUCCGUCCGCAAACACCUCAGGGUCUGUGGCUGCAUCAUUGCAGUCCAGUGGAAUCUCUUCUGAAGUUCAGGACCCUCCACUCCUUGGUGAAAUGAUGGAAACUUCUGGUCCAGCCCCUGCCUCCCAUGACAGCCCCCAGGUCACCCCUUCUUUGCCUUCCUCAUCUGUAUCUUCAGAGGGCUGCGCAUGGCUUGGAUCUACAGAGCAAGGAAUGCGUGUGUUGGCACGCAGGGUCACUGCUCAGGGAGCAGUGGAGUACCUUGUUGAAUGGGGAGCAGGAGAAGUCUUUUGAAAGCUUAUAUAAGCUUAUGAGGAACUUGCACAUGGAUGACUCAAUUCCUGCUUUAUCACGCAUUCCCUUCCUGUGAAGAUCCCAUGUCCUCCACAUUGCUGCUCUCCAUGG